AUGAUGUGGACUUCUUCAAUUCUUGUUGUGGUACUUGUGGCACUUGUGGCUACAGGUUUGGCGCAAGUCAACACAACUCUGCCAGUUGGAUAUCGCAAGGUGUAUCUCACUUCUUUGCAAGAUAAGAAGUUUGUCAUUGUGCCGAAGACUCCAGUCAAGAUCGGGACGACACUUGUCGUACAGACCUUGAACAACAAGCCUGAGCAACAGUGGUACGUCAAAGAUGGGAACGUGACGGGAAAGAUUCAACUCGCGGAUACUACGUUCUGCAUGGAUGCAGGUGCCCAGUCGAACUGGAAGGACAUGGGUGCCGUUUCACUUCAAACAUGCUCAGAGACUGCGGUAGCGCAACAAUGGGUAGUCAUGACUGAUGGAAGAAUUGCCCUACAACCUUCACCAAAACCUCAACAAUGUCUCGAUCUUCAAUAUCUUCGCGCAACACCGAACAACCCUGUAGGCCUGUAUACUUGUGCUGGGUUGGGCAACACUGGAGCUGCGGAUAAGGGAAUCAAUUGGCCACUUCUCAACGCCACUGCUACCUAA
This is a messenger RNA of Cadophora gregata, 543 nucleotides long. RefSeq lists its product as uncharacterized. The transcript has 4 exons. The record is from RefSeq and is a predicted model, not a curated record. The coding region runs from base 1 to 543 and encodes 180 amino acids. NCBI's taxonomy places the organism in Eukaryota, Fungi, Ascomycota, Leotiomycetes, Helotiales, Ploettnerulaceae.